AGUCAGGAUUCUAGAUUUUUCUCCGUCCAGCCUGUUUUCUUUGACUCUUCCUUGCCUCUCCCGGGCACCUGCUCUCUCUCUCCUAGCACCUGCUGUUCAGUAGGAAGGGCAAGAGCAAUUCCAGGCGGUGCAUUGUGAUUUGUCUCCACCCCUCCUCCCGCGCUUCCUUCUCCACGGCGCCUCUCAGGCUCCGCCCUCACCUGCUCAAGAUAAUUUUAGUUUCUCUGGGCCGGGAAUCUGGAUACACAGGGCUUGCUCCCUAUUCUCCCGCCUCAACUUCCAAAGGCGGGAUAACCCUCCUACCACCUGUAGAGAAGAGAGAAAGGAUUCGAAAUCAAAUCCAAGUGCCUGGGAUCUCUAGACAGAGCCAGACUUUGGGCCCGGUGUCCGGCUCCUGCUGGAGUUGCUCCAGGUGCCAUGGAACUGGAUCUGAGCCCGUCUCAUCUCAGCAGCUCCCCAGAAGAUGUGUGCCCAACUCCUGGGACCUCGCCUGAGACUCCUCCGCCCCCUGAUAACCCUCCGCCAGGGGAUGUGAAGCGGUCGCAGCCUUUGCCCAUCCCGAGCAGCAGGAAACUUCGAGAAGAGUUUCAGGCAACCUCUCUACCCUCCAUCCCCAACCCUUUCCCUGAGCUCUGCAGCCCACCUUCACAGAAACCAAUUCUUGGUGGUUCCUCCGGUGCAAGGGGGCUGCUUCCUCGAGACUCCAGCCGCCUCUAUGUAGUGAAGGUAUACAGUGAGGAUGGGGCCUGCCGGUCUGUGGAGGUGGCGGCGGGAGCCACGGCUCGCCAUGUGUGUGAGAUGCUGGUGCAGCGAGCUCACGCCCUGAGCGAUGAGAGCUGGGGUCUGGUGGAGUGCCACCCCGACCUGGCACUGGAGCGGGGUCUGGAGGACCAUGAGUUUGUGGUGGAAGUGCAGGAGGCCUGGCCUGUGGGUGGAGACAGCCGCUUCAUCUUCCGUAAAAACUUCGCCAAGUAUGAACUAUUCAAGAGCCCUCCACACACCCUGUUCCCAGAAAAGAUGGUCUCCAGCUGUCUAGAUGCACAAACAGGCGUAUCCCAUGAAGACCUCAUCCAGAACUUCCUGAAUGCGGGUAGCUUCCCUGAGAUCCAGGGCUUCCUGCAGCUGCGGGGAUCCGGCCGGGGGUCAGGUCGAAAGCUUUGGAAACGAUUCUUCUGCUUUCUUCGUCGAUCUGGUCUCUACUACUCUACCAAGGGUACCUCCAAGGACCCCAGACACCUACAGUACGUGGCAGAUAUAAACGAGUCCAAUGUCUAUGUGGUGACCCAGGGCCGCAAGCUAUAUGGGAUGCCUACUGACUUCGGCUUUUGUGUCAAGCCCAACAAACUUCGAAAUGGCCACAAGGGGCUCCACAUCUUCUGCAGCGAGGAUGAGCAGAGCCGGACCUGCUGGCUGGCUGCCUUCCGGCUCUUCAAGUACGGGGUACAGCUAUAUAAGAAUUACCAGCAGGCCCAGUCUCGUCACCUGCGCCUAUCCUAUUUGGGGUCUCCACCCUUGAGGAGUGUCUCAGAUAAUACCCUAGUGGCUAUGGACUUCUCUGGCCAUGCUGGGCGUGUCAUUGAUAACCCCCGGGAAGCUCUGAGUGCUGCCAUGGAGGAGGCCCAGGCUUGGAGAAAGAAGACCAACCAUCGCCUUAGCCUGCCCACCCCGUGUUCUGGCUCGAGCCUCAGUGCAGCCAUUCAUCGCACCCAGCCCUGGUUUCAUGGACGCAUCUCCCGGGAGGAGAGCCAGCGGUUAAUUGGACAGCAGGGCCUAGUGGAUGGUGUGUUCCUGGUCCGGGAGAGCCAGCGGAACCCACAGGGCUUCGUCCUGUCCUUGUGCCAUCUGCAGAAAGUCAAGCAUUAUCUCAUUUUGCCAAGUGAAGAUGAAGGCUGCCUUUACUUCAGCAUGGAUGAUGGCCAGACCCGUUUCACAGACCUGCUGCAGCUGGUGGAGUUCCACCAGCUGAACCGAGGCAUCCUGCCCUGUCUGCUGCGCCACUCCUGUGCCCGUGUGGCCCUCUGAGGCUGCACACACUAUUGCAGCCAUGGGGUUGCGUACCACCCUUCUGUUCAGUGGACUCAGUGCAGGGGGGGGGGCGGUAAACAGUGGAAGGGCUCCCCCCACUUUUCUCUCAUUUAUUUUUUUUACCUCUCUCAAGCCAUGAAACAUUUCCCCCCAACCCUGUCCAUCCCUGACUCCUGUCCCCAAGGGAGGCAUUGUGGUCCUGUCCCCUUGGUAGAGCUCCUGAGGCACUGUUCCAGUGAGGGGCAUUAUGAGAAGACUAGGGGCAGCCCAGGUGGUCUCAUGCCCCACCCACACUCUGUACAGACUAAGAGGCCAGUUGAUCUGCUCUAUUUUAUACCAGUGACAAUAAAGAUUAUUUUUUGAUACA
Messenger RNA from Mastomys coucha (southern multimammate mouse), 2392 nucleotides. RefSeq names its product growth factor receptor bound protein 7 (gene Grb7). The coding region runs from base 418 to 2022 and encodes 534 amino acids. The record is from RefSeq and is a predicted model, not a curated record. NCBI's taxonomy places the organism in Eukaryota, Metazoa, Chordata, Mammalia, Rodentia, Muridae. Gene Ontology annotation, biological process: signal transduction. The transcript has 15 exons.